Venustampulla echinocandica is the source of this 408-nucleotide messenger RNA. Its product is annotated as Glyoxalase resistance protein dioxygenase. The transcript is spliced from 3 exons. Bases 1 to 408 code for a protein of 135 amino acids. The record is from RefSeq and is a predicted model, not a curated record. NCBI's taxonomy places the organism in Eukaryota, Fungi, Ascomycota, Leotiomycetes, Helotiales, Pleuroascaceae.
AUGAUCACUGGUAUCGCCCACGUAAACCUUACGGUUCCUGUUGGGACCCUGGACCAAGCCGAGGAGUUCUAUGGCGGGACACUCGGGUUCACCAGUAUUCCCGUUCCAGCUCUGAAAAAGGGAUCACUUGCCUGGUUUGACAUAACUCCCGGAGGCCAACAGAUCCACAUCGCCUUUGGUGCCAAUGAGUUGAAAUCCUCAAGACAUCCUUGCUUCAAGCUCGAUUCACCGAAAGGGCUAUUGGAAUUGCAACAGCGGGUAUGGAGUCAUCAUGUUAGUGGGAAGUCAGGAGCACCCGCCGAGGCUGAUAAGCCUGGAGAAGAAAGUUCUGGCUCAAAGGGUGUUGAGUACCCAGAGAGGUUCUUUGCGAGAGAUUAUGCUGGCAACCGCCUCGAGUUUAGUUUGUGA